UAUCCAAGACGCGAACAGUUGUACAGAUUCCCAUAUUCAAGAUGGACGCCGUUCAGCCGGAGUCCCUCUUGGAGUAUGUUUUAAUAGAGUACCGCUGGCUUGUGGUCAUCACCACGUUGAUGCCGCUCUCCUUCGCCUGGAAGAUCUGGUCGACCGUCAGAAACUACGUAGUGUUCAGAUUAAACAGCGCUCCGAAGGCUCACGAGCGGAAAGUCAAGGAGAUUCAAAGACAGAUAAAAGAAUGGCUGGCGGGCGAUCGUACCACGCAUCUUUGCACCGCACGGCCUACGUGGCAGACCAUAUCUUUCCGUCAGGGUAUCUACAAGAGGAACUUUACCAACAUUGACAUCAACCUGGUCGAUGUGCUGGAAGUUAAUAAGGAGAGUAUGACAGUCCGCUGUGAGCCGCUAGUCACCAUGGGCCAGUUGUCAAGAACCCUGGCGACAUUCGGCUUGGCACCUGCAGUAGUGCCUGAAUUGGACCAGCUCACGGUCGGGGGGCUAGUGAUGGGCACGGGGGUGGAGACCUCCUCGCACGUCUACGGCCUCUUCCAGCACAUCUGCCUGCAAUACGAACUGGUGCUGGCUGAUGGCUCUCUUGUGACAUGCAACGAUGUUUUGAACCCUGGUCUUUUUUACGCUAUACCAUGGUCAUACGGUACGUUGGGAUUUUUGACAUCUGUGCUGAUUAAAGUCGUGCCAGCUAAAAAAUACGUACGUCUAGAAUACCAUCCAUAUACGAGUUUACCAGAGCUAGGGAAUCGGUUCAGAGAGGAGUCGCUUAAACAAGAUCCACAUCAGUUCGUCGAAGCAUUGCUGUUUACUAGAGACACUGGUGUUGUGAUGACGGGUGACAUGGUUGAAGAAGUGGGUGAUGACGGAAAGUUGAACCGCAUCGGCAAGUGGUAUUCCGAAUGGUUUUUUAAGCAAGUGGAGAGAUACCUCAAUAGAUAUAGAAGCGGAAGUCAGAAGACUCCCGUAGAGUACAUACCAUUGAGGGAUUACUACCACAGACACACGCGUAGCUUCUUUUGGGAACUCCAGGACAUUAUUCCCUUUGGCAACAACCCCAUAUUCCGCUACCUGUUCGGAUGGCUGAUGCCACCCGAGAUCUCCCUGCUCAAACUGACGCAACCUGAGGCUGUUACUAACUUGUACAACAAGGCGCACGUCAUCCAAGACAUGUUGGUGCCCAUCGAAACUUUGGAAGAAGCUGUUCAGACUUUCCAUAAGGAGUUUGAGGUGUAUCCUAUAUGGUUGUGUCCUUUCAAAGUCUUCAACAACCCCGGCCAGCUAAAAGUUCAAGAUGAGUCUAAAAAAUGGCAGAUGUUCGUGGACAUCGGCGUUUAUGGUGUUCCCAAAGCCAAGGGAUUCGAAACGGAACCAUCGACUCGACGGAUAGAGAAGUUUGUAACAGAAACGCACGGCUUCCAAAUGCUGUACGCGGAUACAUACACGACUCAGGAAGAGUUCAGAAAUAUGUUUGACCAUACUCUCUACGACAAACUGAGGGAGACGUUGCCUUACUGUUUAUCGUCGGACGAAAUAGCAGAUAUCACAGAAACUUGCUGCAGGCACGGGGAAUCCUUUGCGGUUGCGUCCACCUCAAAGUCCUGCUCCAACAUCGAUGUGCCCGAUGACACCGAGCCGGAAGAGACAGAUAUAUGCCUGUCUGCGGGGAAGAGCUGUUGCCAGAAGCAAAUGGAGCAGAAAGAAGAAUGCGCUACUGGUAUGACGUUGGCCCUCCUCAAACGAUGCAUGUCACCAAACAGCGAGAUUGGAAAGAUGUGUUGCGAUGAAUGCACGUUUGGGCGAAUAGCUGGUGAGUCCCAGGGCUUGGCUGGAUGUGGAAGUCCAUCAGAAGACUACUACAGUCCCGACAGUGCGUUAAGGAAAAAUGCGUAUUACCAGUGCUGUAAGGAUGCUGCAGAAACAGAAACAACGACAGAAAUAAAAGCUGAAACAACAACGACAGAGAAGCCGAGAGAAAAAUGUAAGGCGAAUUCUUGUGAGCAUAUUUGUACAGACGAAGAUGGCAAGGUCCAAUGCCAGUGCCGGACAGGUUUUAAGCUGCAAGCAGAUCAUAAGUCUUGUAAAGAUAUAAAUGAAUGUGCAGAAUCCUUAGAUGAUCUCUGCACGAAAGAAGAUACCGUUUGUCAUAACACAGAGGGUUCCUUCAAAUGUGUUCCACUCAAAAAGAGGGAUGUCAGUCUAAGCUGCCCACCCGGAUUUAAACGAAACCUCAUAAAUCAAGUCUGUGACGAUAUCAACGAAUGCCGCUCUCCACGACCACCAUGCCCGAAGUAUCUAUGUGAGAACACUAUCGGUGGUUACAAAUGUGGUGGUAAACCUGGCAAACCAUAUACUGAGGACGAUGGAGCACCCACUACGGAGUCCAGUAUCACUGUACCUACUGCGAAGAACGAUAUUUGCCCUCCGGGAUUCCGAGCUGGACCAGAUGAUGAAUGCCUCGACAUUGACGAGUGCGAAGAACGGUUGGACGAUUGCCAGCGACUUUCACAGCACUGCAUCAACACGCAUGGCAACUAUUUCUGUCAGGAUCACGUCUCGAAGCGGUGUGCUCCUGGUUUCAAGGUCAAUGUUGGUACUGGAAUUUGCGAAGAUAUUGAUGAAUGUGAAGAGAGUUCAGAGGUUUGCAAGCGGAACGAAGUGUGCAUCAAUCUGCCAGGAGCCUACAACUGCAAGUCAAAGAUUAGCACCCUACCAAAAUUAACAACAAGAAAGUGUCAAGAAGGAACUCGAGUAAGACCAGGAGGCACUAUUUGCGAAGAUAUCGACGAGUGUCGUGAAGGUAGUCACUUGUGUGAUCAGUUCCAGAACUGCAUUAAUACAUUUGGUGGGCACGAGUGUCGAUGUAAAAAUGGAUUUGAAUUGGAUUCCACAUCUGGAUCUUGUGUAGAUGUCGACGAAUGUGCCUUGAAGCUGGACAACUGCCAGGCAGGACGCCAGUGUCUAAAUGUAUUAGGGUCGUUCACUUGCACACGACGUACAUCUAGUAGCACCACUUCUACUACGGCGGUAGUACCCGUUUAUGAAUACGAGUACUAUGAUUCUGGCGAGGAAGAAAACACGGUCGUUCCAGAGCCACAAACAACUUCGACUACCACCUCGACUACGACUUCAACAACUUCAACUACUACCACACCACGACCAACCACCACCUCGAGCACAACCCCUAAACCUCACCAACCUACGCGAAGAUACCCUUACUUCAGACCAACGUUCCAACAAAGAACAACUUCUACAACAACACCUCCAGCGCCGUCCAGACGACCGUUUCCGGAAUAUUAUCCAAGAAGACCAGAACCGGGUACUUUUACAGAAGUAACAAGUACAACAGAAUCAAAUACGGUGGAUAAAGACAUUGAUUUUAAUCCCAACGAGCUCCACUGCCUGUACGGAUACGAGAGGAAUGAACGCGGGGAAUGCGUUGAUGUAAACGAAUGCUUGGAGAACAGGCACAUUUGUAGCGCACUAGAAGUAUGUAAAAACCGGGCAGGAGGUUAUGAAUGCGAUUGUAUGGCCGGCUUCACGAGAGAUCCAUCAGGUUGGUGCGUGGUGGCCACCACUUCCACUACUCCGAGGCCAAAGCCCACUACGCCUAGGCCUACAACACCCCCUAGGCCUACAACGCCUACGACAACAACCCUGAGGCCUACAACCACUAGAACUACAACACCUAGACCUACGCCAAGAAUGACAACUGCUGUAUCAGCAACAUCCACAACCACUCCCCGAGUGACGUAUACAGAAGUUACAACUGCAGCAUCAACGACUCCGGACUGGUGGCAUCAUCCAAGUCGUGGCCACUACAGUCCCCCACCGAAUUGCGAACUAGGUUACAUUUAUAGUCAAAGCCGUAGGAAGUGUAUAGAUAUUGACGAGUGUGCUACAAUGAGAGCCAGCUGCGGUGCUAAAGAAGACUGUGUCAAUACAGAAGGAGGAUACCGAUGUGUGUGUGGUCAGAGGUGUCAGGAAGCCGUCACGCCCACCUACAAUAAUCGCGAAUCAUCACCACCGUCUGUAAGCCCAGACUCAACCGUAAUAACAGUAGGCGCGCAGUAUGGCCAAACUGGGCCACGAUACUUAAGACCGACGUACUCACGUCUGCAUGACUCCGGAGCGGUUGUUACAACAUGCCCUUGGGGAUAUAAACUAACUCCAGAAAGAGUUUGCUUAGAUAUCGAUGAAUGCGAACGCAAUGUGUCCGAAUGCGGGCCUCAGCAGCGUUGUGAGAACUUCUACGGCGGCUACUCGUGCCAGUGCCCGCCAGGACACCGGAACAUUGGCAAGGACUGCGAAGACAUUGACGAAUGUAGUUAUGGAAAUACGUGUUCGUAUAACGCGCGAUGCGUGAACACAGUUGGAUCAUUCAAAUGCGAGUGCUCGGAAGGUUUUCGUAACGCACCGUCCAAUGACAAGGUGUGCGUUGAUGUGGACGAGUGUACUGAGACGCCGACGCUGUGUGAACAGAAGUGCGCCAACGCUUGGGGAGGGUACCGAUGUUAUUGCGACAAGGGAUUCCGACUACACAACAAUAGCAGGACAUGUGUUGACAUAGAUGAGUGUGAGGAGUUCAGUCGGUCCAGGUCCCGCGGGCGGCUGUGCGGCGGUCGCUGCGUGAACGUGGCGGGCUCCUACCGCUGCUCGUGCCCGGCUGGGUACCGUCUUGCUGACGAUAAGCGGACUUGCAUAGAUAUUGACGAGUGUGAAAACGGUGAAGCGAAGUGCAGUCAAGAGGAGGGUCAAGUAUGCCAGAAUACUCAGGGCGGGUACCAUUGCCAUCGCAUCGACUGCCCAAUCGGUUACCGCCUUGAAGGAAAACAGUAA
Messenger RNA from Pararge aegeria (speckled wood butterfly), 4850 nucleotides. RefSeq lists its product as uncharacterized. Gene Ontology annotation, cellular component: membrane; cytoplasm. Gene Ontology annotation, molecular function: FAD binding; Delta24(24-1) sterol reductase activity; calcium ion binding. Gene Ontology annotation, biological process: steroid metabolic process. The record is from RefSeq and is a predicted model, not a curated record. NCBI's taxonomy places the organism in Eukaryota, Metazoa, Arthropoda, Insecta, Lepidoptera, Nymphalidae. The coding region runs from base 42 to 4850 and encodes 1602 amino acids. The transcript has 30 exons.